AUGAAGACGACGUGUUUGUUGAUAGCUCUGGUUGGUACUGUCCAAUGUAUGAGAGAACAGGCGGUCGGAGUAGAGGGCACUCUACUUUGCGGUGAUAAGCCGGCUGCCAAUGUUCGCGUUGCGCUGUGGGAUGAAGAUGAUGGUAAGUUUUUGUUUUAUCGCCAAAAGUUACACUACAUAUUAAUUUAACCUAACAUUGCUUUUCCUGCUAGAACUCUUACCUUUAUAUCUAAAAAGUAAUGUUUUAGUCUGAAAUUUCAUUUGUCAUUAGCAGGUUUCACAUAUAAGUCAAACAUUACAUUUGCAAGCUGAAACAAAUUUGAUAAUUCUUUAAUCUUAAGAUUAGUUCCUAAGCCUAAAAUUACACUUUACAAAAUUCCAGGACCAGACCCAGAUGACAAACUUCAAGAAGGCCGUACUGACUCCUCAGGCAAAUUCAAGCUUUCCGGAUCCACCAAGGAAUUGACCAACAUUGACCCCGUCUUCAAGGUAUACCACGACUGUGACGAUAGUAUCAAGCCCGGUCAACGCAAAGUCAGAUUCCGCAUCCCAUCCCAAUACAUCACUUCCGGUACCACCCCCAAGAAGUUCUUCAACAUUGGUACUAUCAACUUGGAAAUCGGCUUUGCCAAGGAAGACCGAGAACUUUUGUCAUAA
This is a messenger RNA of Bursaphelenchus okinawaensis, 657 nucleotides long. The record is from the annotation of a GenBank genome assembly. NCBI's taxonomy places the organism in Eukaryota, Metazoa, Nematoda, Chromadorea, Rhabditida, Aphelenchoididae.